GCGCACCCUCAGCUCCUCCAAAUUGCAGCUCGGACUUGGAGUACAAUUUCGAAAAAUGCGGGGAGGAGCAGCACCCCAAUUCCUAUAUAAACUCGCAUCCUCCCCAUCAACUCCCACGCUCCGCUCUUGCUUCGUUCGCAUACAUCCUCAACACUCACAUAUGCAACGCUUCACCAGAACCAGCGCCGCACGCGCAACCCGCACCCUCGCCAGGUCUUUCUCCAGCUCCACCCCGGUGCUCACCAACUAUGGGUUCAUUGGCCUUGGCCAGAUGGGCCAGAACAUGUCGCGCCACCUCCACUCGAAGCUCAAACCGGAGGACAAGCUCUUUGUGUACGAUGUGAACGCUCCGGCAAUCACGGCGGCUCUCGGAAACACUAAGGACCACGGACACCAGCAGAUGUACGCUGCAAGCUCCGUUGUGGAUGUCGGCGCCAACUGCGAGGUCGUCAUCACGAUGUUGCCCGAAGGCAAGCAUGUAAAGGCGGUCGUGCAAGAGAUUGUCGACUUGAAGAAGGACUCGCCCACCGUGUUUGUCGACUCAUCGACCAUCGACAUCCCUACGAGCCAGGCGAUCUCACAGCUCGUGCGGGAAGCCAACGCGGGCGAGUAUCUCGAUGCACCAGUGUCCGGAGGUGCGAUGGGUGCGCGUGACGCAACCCUUUCUUUCAUGAUUGGCCGCGAGGGGCCAAAGCUCACGGACGACCGCUUGCAAUUCAUUUUUGAUGCGAUGGGCGCGCGCAUCUUUUUCAUGGGUAAGAUAUCGUCCGGGCUCGCGGCGAAGCUCGCGAAUAACUACCUCCUCGCGUUGACGAACAUCGCAACUGCUGACUCGUUUAACCUCGCGCGCACUUUUGGUCUCGACAUGGCCGUGUACGCAGAGCUUGUUUCCAAGUCGACGGGUAACUCGUGGGCGAGCGCCACCAACUGCCCGGUUCCCGGUGUCAAGGCCGGUGUUCCGAGUAACGAUGGCUACAAGGGCGGCUUUGCCACUAGAUUGACCAGAAAGGACAUGGUUUUGGCGUGUCAGAGCGCCGAGUCAAUUGGCCAGCCAUUGUUUUUGGGUGCUAUUGGGAAGGAAAUCUACGACAAGGCAUGCGAAAGAGAGGACUUGGCAAACAGAGACUUGGCCGUGUUGUACGAGUGGUUGGGCGAGAUGGGGGGUGACUCGAGAGUCGCUUAAUCAACAUCGCACAAGUAGCAUCGCGACCAGUGUAGCAGACAUCCAACACGAAUCUGAUCAGCUCCGCGAUUGAUUCGCAGGUGACUGUGAUAUCCACUUUCCAUACUAAAUCAAGGGAUGGGCAACUUUCCCUUGAUUCUAGCAAAAUUAUCAAAUACAAUAUAGCAUGAUACCUUUAACCCUGUAGUUUUGGCAAGCGUGAGGAGUAUAUAGAUGUAUCUAUUU
This is a messenger RNA of Babjeviella inositovora NRRL Y-12698, 1408 nucleotides long. It is a transcript of the gene HPD1, whose product is annotated as Hpd1p. Gene Ontology annotation, molecular function: NADP binding; 3-hydroxyisobutyrate dehydrogenase activity; NAD binding. Gene Ontology annotation, cellular component: mitochondrion. NCBI's taxonomy places the organism in Eukaryota, Fungi, Ascomycota, Pichiomycetes, Serinales. Bases 161 to 1183 code for a protein of 340 amino acids. Gene Ontology annotation, biological process: L-valine catabolic process. The transcript has a single exon. The record is from RefSeq and is a predicted model, not a curated record.